AUGAAGAUGAAGAAGCUUAAUUUCAGCAAGAUAUAUUCAUUUAGAUGUGGUCAAAAACCAAACUUUAGGACAGGAAAUCCACAGAUUGGAAAACAAGGGUUUUCUAGGGUUGUUUUAUGCAAUGAACAAGAUAGUUUUGAAUCAGAUUUUAGGAAUAGUUAUGCUGAUAAUUCUGUUAGGUCAACAAAAUAUACAGUUGCUAAUUUCUUGCCUAAGUCAUUGUUUGAGCAGUUUAGGAGGGUAGCUAAUUUCUAUUUCCUUGUUACUGGUAUCUUGGCUUUCACUAAACUUGCUCCAUAUACGGCGGUUAGUGCUAUUCUUCCGCUGUGUAUCAUUACUGGUGCAACUAUGGUGAAAGAAGGUGUUGAAGAUUGGCGUCGGAAAAAGCAGGAUAUUGAGGUGAACAAUAGAAGAGUUAUAUUUCAUAAAGGUGAUGAAAAUUUCGAAUAUACGGAGUGGAAGAAUCUCAAGGUGGGGAAUAUAGUGAAGGUAAAGAAGGAUGAUUUCUUCCCUGCUGAUCUCCUAUUGCUUUCGUCGAGUUAUGACGAUGCGGUGUGCUAUGUUGAAACUAUGAACUUGGACGGGGAGACAAAUUUGAAGCUAAAACAAGGAUUGGAAGUAACUUCUUCCUUAAACGAGGACUUUAAAUUCCGUGAUUUCAAAGCUGCGGUCAAAUGUGAAGAUCCAAAUGCAAAUUUGUACUCAUUUGUUGGGAGCAUGGAGUUUGAUGGACAAAAAUAUCCCCUUUCUCCUCAACAACUUCUUCUACGAGACUCUAAACUUCGUAACACGGACUAUGUGUACGGAGCAGUCAUCUUUACCGGUCAUGACACUAAGGUUAUUCAAAAUGCCACUGAUCCUCCUUCGAAAAGAAGCAAAAUAGAGAAGAAGAUGGAUAGGAUUAUCUACUUCUUAUUUUGUGUUUUAUUUUUUAUUGCUUUUGUUGGUUCUAUUCUCUUUGGAAUUGUAACUAAACGCGACUUACACAACGGAGUUAUGAAAAGAUGGUAUCUAAGACCAGAUGAUUCCACCAUUUUCUUCGAUCCUGAAAGAGUUGUUGCAGCUUCUGUAUUUCAUUUUUUGACGGCCUUAAUGUUAUAUAACUUCUUCAUUCCCAUCUCCUUGUAUUUCUCUAUAGAAUUGGUCAAAGUCCUUCAAUGCAUCUUCAUUAAUCAAGAUAUCAAUAUGUACUAUGAAGAACUGGACAAACCGGCUCUUGCUCGUACUUCGAACUUGAAUGAAGAACUAGGCCAAAUUGACACAAUCCUUUCUGAUAAAACUGGAACAUUGACUUGCAACUCGAUGGAGUUCAUCAAAUGUUCGGUUGCUGGGGUAGCUUAUGGUCGUGGUGUCACCGAGGUUGAGCAAGCCAUUGGUAAUAUAAGUAAUAACUCACCUAUGAUACAUCAACAAAUUAAUAGAUCGGAACCAGAACCAGAUGAUAUCAGAGAGGUUCGUAAUCGAAAAGAACCGAUCAAAGGUUUUAAUUUUAUGGAUGAAAGGAUAAUGAAUGGAAACUGGGUUAAUGAGCCUCGUGCGGAUGUUAUACAGAAGUUUUUCCGUUUAUUGUCUGUUUGUCAUACUGCCAUACCUGAAGUAGAUGAAGAUACCGGAAGAGUCUCAUAUGAAGCUGAAUCUCCUGAUGAAGCAGCAUUUGUGAUUGCUGCAAGAGAAGUUGGUUUUAAAUUCUACAAAAGGACUCAGAAUAGUGUAUCGAUGAAAGAGUUGGAUCCCGUAUCUGGCGAUGAAGUUAAUAGGACAUUCAAGGUUCUCAAUGUCUUAGAAUUCAAUAGUUCAAGGAAGAGAAUGUCGGUGAUAGUGAAAGACGAAGAAGGGAGAAUUUUGUUACUCUCUAAAGGUGCUGACAGUGUCAUGUUUGAAAGGCUUGUCAAGAAUGGGAGGGAGUUUGAAGAGAAAACUUUGGAACAUAUGAACGAGUAUGCUGAUGCAGGUCUAAGAACGCUGAUACUGGCCUAUCGUGAACUCGAUGAAGAAGAAUAUAAUGAGUUUGAGAAUAAAUUUUCCAAAGUAAAAAAUUCAGUCACCGUAGACCGUGAAUCGUUGAUUGAGGAAGUAUCAGAUAAGAUUGAGAGGAAUCUUAUCCUUCUUGGUGCCACUGCUGUAGAGGACAAACUCCAAAACGGGGUUCCUGAAUGUAUUGACAAACUUGCACAGGCUGGAAUUAAGAUAUGGGUUUUGACUGGGGACAAAAUGGAAACUGCCAUCAACAUUGGUUUUUCUUGUCGCUUGCUUCGACAAGGAAUGAAACAGAUUAUCAUUCAUUUGGAGAUUCCAGAUAUUCAAGCAUUGGAAAAGGAUGGAGACAAGAAGGCUAUCAUCAACGCAUCAAGGGAAAGCGUGUAUCAUCAGAUAUCGGAAGGUUCUAAACUGCUUUCUGCAUCUAAAGGGCCCUCUCAGCAAACAUUUGCUCUUAUAAUUGAUGGAAAAUCACUUGUUUAUGCUCUAGAGGAUAAUACAAAAAACAUGUUUUUAGAGCUUGCAACUCGCUGUGCAUCUGUUAUCUGCUGUCGCUCUUCACCAAAGCAGAAGGCCCUGGUUACUAGACUGGUUAAAGAAGGAACAGGUAAAACAACAUUAGCUAUUGGUGAUGGAGCUAAUGAUGUAGGAAUGCUUCAAGAAGCUGAUGUAGGUGUUGGAAUCAGUGGCGUUGAAGGAAUGCAGGCCGUCAUGUCUAGUGAUAUUGCAAUUGCGCAGUUCCGGUAUUUAGAAAGAUUACUUCUUGUACACGGACAUUGGUGUUACCGGAGGAUGUCCACAAUGAUAUGUUACUUUUUCUACAAGAAUAUUACAUUUGGCUUCACUCUAUUCUUAUAUGAGGUGUAUGCAUCAUUCUCUGGACAGCCUGCGUACAAUGAUUGGUUUUUAUCUUUCUAUAGUGUGUUGUUUUCUUCACUUCCUGCCAUUGCCCUUGGGGUCUUUGACCAAGAUGUAUCUGCUAGGUACUGCCACAAGUUUCCCAUCUUAUACCAAGAAGGUGUGCAAAAUGUCCUAUUCAGCUGGCGCCGGAUUCUAAGCUGGAUGCUCAACGGAUUCAUCAGCGCCAUAAUAAUCUUCUUCUUCUGCACAAAAGCAAUAGGCCUUCAAGCCUUCGACGAGAACGGACAAACCGCCGGAAAAUCCAUGCUAGGAGAAACCAUGUAUACUUGUGUCGUCUGGGUUGUAAACCUACAGAUGGUGCUAUCUGUUCGAUAUUUCACCUUGGUACAACAUAUUGCCAUUUGGGGUUCUAUUGCUCUUUGGUAUUUCUUCAUGUUUACUUAUGGAUCAUUGCCUCCAAGCUUUUCCACAAAUGCUUACAAAGUCUUUGUCGAGACUCUUGCUCCGACUCCUUCCUAUUGGAUUGUCACACUAUUCGUGAUGAUUUCUUCGCUUAUACCGUACUUUUCGUGCUCGACGAUUAAGAUGUGGUUUUUUCCUAUGCAUCAUGAAAGGGUACAAUGGAUGAGGUAUGGGGGCAAGAAGACUAAUGAUCCUGAAUAG
Molecule: messenger RNA, 3501 nt
Organism: Lathyrus sativus (Indian pea)
Lineage: Eukaryota; Viridiplantae; Streptophyta; Magnoliopsida; Fabales; Fabaceae
Source: the annotation of a GenBank genome assembly